Molecule: messenger RNA, 516 nt
Organism: Aspergillus udagawae
Lineage: Eukaryota; Fungi; Ascomycota; Eurotiomycetes; Eurotiales; Aspergillaceae
Exons: 2
Coding region: 1-516 (171 amino acids)
Source: RefSeq, a predicted model, not a curated record
AUGAGUCGUGGGUCGCGGGUCGCGCCUAAGGAGCGCACGACGCAAGCGCGAGCGAACGUUCCGCGAGCCCCCUGGUGCGUGAAGCAGUCACCGCGGGUGCGGGAGCUGGCGGCCAAAGAGGCGAACAAGGGGUACAAGUGGCAGGAGACAGAGAGGGACGAGCGGGAGGUUAGGUCGGCGGCGAUGCGCGGGGAGCGGAUAUGCAAGGUCCUGGAUAACCCAUAUCGGAAAUACCAGAACUGGACUCCUUUACGGCCCAGUGGCCUCCGCAGGCCCGGGACCAAGCUUAUCUAUAGCUUCGGCCCGAGGCUGGAUGAGCCCGCGCAGGUGCUAGGGCGGGAGUCUCUGACGCAGGUCAAGCACCGAAUACAGCCCACGAUGGAAGGGCAAACCCAAACUGUAGCACCUCAGUCCAGCCCGGUUGGGCCUGCUGGCACUCUGGGGCCCGUAGGUCCAGUAGAGAAUCGCGUAGAAGAGAGAAGCGUCGAACCAAGCCUCAAACAUGAGGGCUUAUGA